GAGAGAGAGAGAGAGGAGCGCUCUCAGAGAAACAGAAAGGUACACAGAGAAGAGAGUGGACGACAGAAAGUGAGAGAAGGAGAAGGAGGACGGUGGCUGCUGAGCAUCUCUGCGCACCUUUUCACUCCUGCACGCUCACGGAUCUUUAAAAAAAAAAAAGAAAAAGAAAAGAGUCUACACUUGAUCAUCCUCCGCUCCAGAGAGAGAUUAAAACUUUUUUUUUCUUUUUUGCAAAGAAGCUUUUUAAGAAUAUUUUUAACUUUUAAGGGGGAGAGAGGAGAGAGAGAGAGACGCGAUUCCUGGAAGAGUUUUCGUUCAUUUUUUCCCCCCAAGCCAAGUCUUUCCAUCCCUCGAGAAGUUUGAGAAAGUAAAGCCCUUGUUGGUUCCAGGGCUCCGGCUUCACUUUUUCCACGUGUCCCCCCCACGCUGUCCCAGCUUUUGACAGAAACGUGUCACCUUGAGAUUUUUUUUUUUGCUUCAAAGAAAAAAAAAAAACUUUUAUUUUUUUUAAAAAAGUCACUGACCCACAAACGAGACCCAAACAUGAGCUCUCAAACAUCAGGACAGUCCCCAGGCUUGUGUGACUUAAAUCAUUGAAGCGGAGUUGAGUUCUGUUUGGGUGUGAGACUGAAGACGCGGGGACGGUCUGGGCUGCGCAGCUCACCUGUAGCAUCUCCUCCGCACAGUAAACGCCACUUUGUGACUAUUUUAAGAGGCAGAUUGAAUCUGAUCUGAACUCCCGCAGUUCAUUCAUUCUGAAAAACACGCGCGUUGCCUCUUCCAGAUCAGCUUUUGGAGUGCGUAAAGGCGCAUUUUACGCGUGAAAAGAAACUUCCCAAAAAAAUCAUCCAGAGGAUCCAGAUCUACAAACUUUUUUUUUUUUGAGAGUCACCCAGAGAUCGCCGGGCUCUCCAUCAACCAUGCUGUUCGACAGCUUCGACCUCGUCUCGGCUCUGGCCACUCUGGCCGCCUGCCUGGUGUCCAUGGCCCUGCUCCUAGCCGUCUCCCAGCAGCUCUGGCAGCUCAGAUGGACGGCCACGCGGGAUAAAAACUGCAAGCUCCCCAUGCCCAAAGGAUCCAUGGGCUUCCCUUUCAUCGGCGAGACUUGCCACUGGCUCCUGCAGGGUUCGGGCUUCCAUGCGUCGCGGAGGCAGAAGUACGGCAACGUCUUCAAGACCCACCUGCUCGGCCGCCCCCUGAUCCGGGUGACGGGCGCCGAGAAUGUGCGCAAGGUUCUGAUGGGCGAGCACACGCUGGUGACGGUGGACUGGCCUCAGAGCACCGCCACGCUGCUGGGACCCAACUCGCUGGCCAACAGCAUCGGAGACAUCCACCGCAAGAGGAGGAAGGUGUUUGCCAAAGUGUUCAGCCAUGAGGCCUUGGAGUCCUACCUCCCAAAAAUCCAGCAGGUCAUCCAGGAGAGCCUCCGGGUAUGGAGCUCCAACCCUGAGCCCAUCAACGUCUACAGGGAAAGCCAGCGGUUGUCGUUCACCAUGGCGGUGAGGGUGCUGCUGGGAUUCAGGGUGUCCGAAGAGGAGAUGAGGCAUCUGUUCUCGACCUUCCAGGACUUUGUUGAUAACUUGUUCAGCCUGCCUAUAGACCUGCCGUUUAGCGGCUACAGGAAGGGUAUCCGAGCGAGAGACACCCUCCAGAAAAGCAUAGAGAAGGCCAUCAGGGAGAAGCCGCUGUGUUCCCAGGGGAAGGAUUACAGCGACGCGCUGGACGUCCUGAUGGAGAGCGCCAAGGAGAACGGCACCGAGCUCACCAUGCAGGAACUGAAGGAGUCCACCAUCGAGCUGAUCUUCGCUGCCUUCGCCACCACAGCCAGCGCCAGCACUUCGCUCAUCAUGCAGCUCCUCCGCCACCCUCAAGUCCUGGAGCGCCUGAGGGAGGAGCUGAGAGCCAGGGGCCUUCUCCACAAUGGUUGCCUAUGCCCCGAAGGAGAGCUGAGGCUGGACACCAUCGUGAGCCUCAAGUACCUGGAUUGUGUCAUCAAGGAGGUGUUGAGACUCUUUACACCUGUCUCAGGGGCCUAUCGAACUGCCAUGCAGACCUUUGAACUUGACGGAGUUCAGAUUCCAAAAGGCUGGAGUGUAAUGUACAGCAUUCGAGACACCCACGACACUGCAGCCGUCUUCAAGGACGUAGACGCCUUCGACCCUGACCGCUUCAGUCAGGAACGGGGAGAAGACAAAGAGGGACGCUUCCACUACCUGCCCUUUGGCGGCGGCGUCCGGUCCUGCCUGGGCAAGCAGCUUGCCACCCUCUUCCUUCGCAUCCUGGCUAUCGAGCUGGCCAGCACAAGCCGUUUCGAGCUGGCCACCCGGCAGUUCCCCCGCGUGGUCACAGUACCUGUGGUCCACCCUGUCGAUGGGCUGAAGGUCAAGUUCUACGGCUUAGACUCCAACCAGAAUGAGAUCAUGGCCAAGUCAGAAGAGCUGCUGGGAGCGACUGUUUGAAGGGAGAGUUGACGAGUAGGGGUGGGUGAGUGAUCGAAAAAGUCUUUAGGGAGAAGAUUGAAGGAAGGAAAGAAAGAAUUUCAGAGUUAUUUUUUCUUCUCCACCUUUGCUCUGCCAAGUUGGAGGUUCCUUUUCAGACUAAAAGAAAAGCAGAAGUCUUCGUCUCUUGUUACAACUGAUGAUUAUCGGGACUUUCCUCUGAGAAAGGAAGAAGCUGCCAAAAAAGUUCUUAAUUAUGCUCUAUUCUGUGUAUUUUUUUAAAGAAAUAUACAAACAAAAUGUAUGUACAAAAAAAAAAGCUAUGUAAUAUAAUUUGAAAGAGAAUGUGGGUAGUGCACAACGGGAGAAAGAGAAGUAUGGUGGUACUUUUGGGGAAAUGAAGUGUUGAAAUUAGAAAAGUGAAAGUAAAGAUGGUUGUGGGAGGAAGGCGUGAUGGAUGAAACAGGGUAUAGGAUGAAAGAAUAUGAUAUUUUAGCAUUUUGCUUGUGCUUAAUCAAAUGCAGUGAACCAUUUCAGUUGUCUAGCAGGGUAAAAGAGAUGGAUAUAUAGACUGAAAGUUCCAGAUUUUUUGGUCGAAAUUGGUCAAUUUUGAGCCAGAAUUCUUCGUAGUGCCACCCAGAAUCAACUCAUGUUUUCUGCUUAUUUGAAAAAAAAGAUUUGAAAGAAUGACAGAAUUGAGUAGUGGCUUUGUGUUUUCCAUCAAGACUCAGAUUGUUUACUAGCUUACAGAUGCAGUCAAAGGGAUCAUAGCACAUUGGGUAGCAGGUUGUGGCACAGAUACACUGUGUUGCUCAGCUUGUCAGAUUGGCGCUGCACCAUUUCUUCGAGCCAAGUGUGUCAUGAUGCAAUAACUACUUUGGCUUAAAUUUGUACUGCUAAUUCAAGUCAAGUACCAAUUCAGGCAGCGGAGGAAAAGGCUGCACUUAGAAAUGAGCAAUGUAGUUCUGAUGGGGAAGAUAUACAGGGCUGUGUAUUUAAGGGGCAGAGCAAACAACAUUUUGAAUUGAUGUUAUUUGGGGAAUUCGUUCAAUUUCUUACGACCUUCUUUCCCACUCGUAAAAGGAUAUAAAGGGUAACAACUGUAGAGCUUUUAUUCAAGUGAUUAAGUGCUUGAGUAAAAGAGGCAGAGAGGAGCAAGGUAGUUUUAGAUUACGCUUAAGGGUAUAAUCUUGAGGAAGUAAAUCCUUGCUGGGAGAUUAAUGCCAUCAUCAUUCUCCAAACCCUCUGGGAUCCCAACAAUUGCCCACGAUUGCAAAAGCAAUUCAUAGGACCACUGACAGGACCCUAGAGGGUUCAAAUCGAUUGCAUCUUGGGGUUCCAAAAUACAAACCCAAAAAAGGUUUCAGUAGGUGUCAUCUUAUGUCUUUACCUUUAGUCUCAGUCUCCUCUUAAGUCUCUGCUACCCAUAGGUUGCCCAUCAGCGUUGACUCAAAAUGUUGCCCAUAUACACUAUAUAUAGCAUAUCCCAGUAAUCUUGGUGGCGUGAACUCAGGUGCAGAGUAGACAUUGUGGUGAAUAACGAAUAAGCCUUUGCUUUUUGAUAUUUAACUCUGACUGACUGCACAUAAAUAAUGUCACUUACUCACUGUUGUAGUUUCAGAGCUGGACCGAUUACUUUUUGAAAAGCUGUCAGUUACUUUGCUUUCUGUCCACAAGAAGAUAUCAGGGGUUUCCAAUAAGCGUUUGUUCUCACUUGAUGUAUUACCUUCUGCAACCAUUUUGUAUCCCUCCCAAAGGAAGCAAUUUUGGUGGCGCAAGCAGAAUCAACCAACAGGAAUUGCCAAUUGGCGUCAAAGUUAAUGAAUGAUGAUCAGACAGUAAUGAGGUCCAGGUCUGUUUUUGUAAACUCUCUGAACCUGUGCUUUGAUACAUAAACUACACUUUUCAAGUUGCGUUGAGAUCGUACUUCUCAGACGGUGAAUUUAUCCCGCAACGAGGAUAAGAUAUAAAGAACUCGCUCCCGCGUAAGCGGCGCAACUUCCUGAGCUGGAGGAGGAGAAAAGACAGAGGGAUAAGGUGGGGGGGGUAGACGGAGGAGAAGACCUACAUACAUGCUGCUUGAGUGUUGCUUUGUCAUGUUUGUUCAUUUUGUAUGCUAUUAUUGUUUGUUUUUAUCCGUCUCCUUGGGGCAGCCAUUUUGAGUUCUGUGGAGAAGGUGACAUCCUGUCUUGCUGCUCCUCCAAUCAACGCUAAGAAUGCAAAAAAAAACAAAACAACAAAAACAAAAAAAAACAUAAAUAAGUUCCACGGUUUAAGCAACUUUAUUAGCUAAAAAGAGAUUUAUUGUUUGAGGUGAUUGCACAAUCAGAACUCUCAGAGCUUUUGCUUGUUCCAUAAAUCUGGGAUGAGAGAGAGGAAGAUGUUUUUUUUUUCUUGUUUACCCGUAUAUGGAGCGUGCUUUCCUGUGGCGGGACUCUGGGACUCGUUAGUGGAAAACUCUCGGACAUCUCGGAGUUCAAAACCGGAGCUUGAGAGAGAAGAACCAAUGAGGUUUCAGGGGGAGGGCGGGGUCAUGCUCAGAGGGCUUUUCUCAUUGGACAAUCCGUGUUGUCCAAUACAGCAUCCUCCAGAUGGACUCCUGCGCUAGACAUUUGUUCACUCUUUCUACCAACCACACCACUGAUUUCUUCAUGAUAAAAAAAAGUUAUAUAAAAAAUAGAUUUUUUUUGCUGCUUUUCUUGUGUAUAUUUUCUAAUUGAGAGUUCUAGAUUGCAAUAGUUUGUAUCGAGUGAGACUUGCUAUUUCUUUCCCUAUAAUAUAUAUACAUAUACAUAUAUAUGUAUAUGUAUAUAUAUAUACAUAUAUACAUGUAGCUGAUUAAAAUAUUUGCAUUUUGUGAAAGCAAAAAGAGCAUUAAUAGGUUAUAGUGUAUAUUAAUUUGUACAAUAUUCCUUUCUUUAGCAAGCCAUGGGGAAAAUCAGCUAUUUACGUCUACUAAUAACCUAAUAUUAAUGUUAUUGUACGAUUAAUAUUGUUGUUAUAAGAUAUUUGAAAUGCUAUUUUUUAUUCUAUUACAGAUUUAGAGUUUUUAGCCUAAAUGAGAAGGUCUUUGGUAAAUAUUGGAUGUAUUUAGAAUGUUAUGUAUUUCAGUUAUAUUGUAAACAGUGUUUAAAAUGUUAAUAUUUGUUGAUUUGAUUACUGUAAUAAUUAUUAUUUGUUUUGUUAUUCAGACUUAUUAUCACUGCAUUUUAUUUGAUAUUAAUUAUGGAAAACAGAAAGCACUUGCGAGGUAUGUCUAUUUUUUAAGUGCCAUGCGACUACACUUCCCCUUCCUCACACCUGUUGGUUUCUCUGAACUUGUCUUAUGUCAAUCUGUACAUAAUAUUUGUAUUUCUUUUACAGGAAAAAAAUGUUCAUUUAGUUUAAAUAUGAAUGUCUUGUUCUACUUUCUUCCAUUUCUUUUUUUUUUGUUACCGUGAUUGUUAAAUGUACUCCUGUAAUAAAGUAUAAAGUAAAACAA
This is a messenger RNA of Larimichthys crocea (large yellow croaker), 5919 nucleotides long. It is a transcript of the gene cyp26b1, whose product is annotated as cytochrome P450, family 26, subfamily b, polypeptide 1. The record is from RefSeq and is a predicted model, not a curated record. The transcript is spliced from 7 exons. Gene Ontology annotation, molecular function: oxidoreductase activity, acting on paired donors, with incorporation or reduction of molecular oxygen; iron ion binding; heme binding. Gene Ontology annotation, biological process: sterol metabolic process. Bases 921 to 2459 code for a protein of 512 amino acids. Lineage: Eukaryota; Metazoa; Chordata; Actinopteri; Sciaenidae.